GGGCUGUUGGUCUUUCCCCCUUUUUUGUGACACCCUCCCAAUUCCUGCCCUGUUUGCUUCCACUGCAGCAGAGAAGCGCUCUCCAAAAGUCGAUGGGGACGAGUAACAAGUCUCCAGUUUGAGCAAGCGUCGCGCGCAAUUAAAGCGCCCCGGGUUUUUUGGAGGAGGUUGGCGUCUCUCUCGUUGCAAAGCAGGGCAAGCAGUUGAGGUUGUUGGACUCUGCGCGCUCUCCCUCCCUCGGCUGGGUUGGCAAACUUGUAUCAGGAGGCGGUGUAUGUGUGCUUGUGCGCGCGUUUGUGCGCGCGCCUGUGUGUGUUGGAUGGCUUUGGGAGCCCGAAGAUGCUGCCUGGCGUGGUUUUUCCCCCCUCUUGCGGAAGGGCACCUGAGCUAAAAUCUGGGGAUUAAGCAGACGCACACGCACACAAAACACAAGCACCCCCCCCCCACUCACCACCUACACACACACACACACACACACACACGGAGACGCGUUUCUGACGGGUGCCAAAGGAAUCCUUUUGAAAUGACUUGGAGGAUUUUCAUCUUGGAAUUAUGUGGAGGGCGAAUGCAACCCCCUUUGCACCGAUAAGCAACCCUGCCUCGCGGGUAGGCGAGGAUGUGGCGCCCCGAUCUCAGCACCAGCACUGGCGAUCGCAUCUCUGGAAAGCAGGAUGGCAACCUCCCUUGACGCCCGGCGCUGAGGAGUCUUGCGAAAUGCCAAACUUUGCGGCAGCGGCUACGAUUUCUCACAUUCCUGAGCAUGGAGUUGGUGAAGAUGGCGCGAGUUUGCUGGAAUCUCCUGGUGCUUCAGGCUCUCUUGGCAGAGUUGGCCCUCGUCUGGGGGGCAGAGAAAAGCUACCCCAUCCUGAACAUCGCCGUCAUCCUGGGGAGGACGCAGUACGUCACGGAAAGAGAGGUCCGAGCGCUUUGGACCAGGGAUAUGUCCGGCGACCUCACCGUCGACGUCAAUGUGGUGCCCCUUCUGGUCAACCAGACAGACCCCAAAAGCAUCAUCACCAACGUCUGUGACUUGAUGUCGGGCACCAAGAUCCACGGCGUGGUUUUUGGAGACGACACCGACCAGGAGGCGGUUGCCCAGAUUUUGGAUUUUAUUUCGUCACAGACCUUUAUUCCGAUCUUGGGGAUUCAUGGUGGCUCGUCAAUGAUCAUGGCGGACAAGGAUGUGAUGUCCAUGUUUUUCCAGUUUGGGGCUUCCAUCCAACAGGAAGCCAUCAUCAUGCUAAAAUUCAUGCAAUACUACGACUGGCAUGUCUUCUCCUUGGUAACCAGCACUUUUCCCGGCUACCGAGACUUCAUCAGCUUUAUCAAGUACACUGUGGAGAACAGUUUUGUGGGCUGGGACAUGCAAAACAUCAUCACCCUCGACACGCCCAUCGGUGAUGCCAAGACGACCAUUCAGCUGAAGAAGAUCCACUCCUCUGUCAUCCUGCUUUACUGCUCGAAGGACGAAGCUGUUUACAUCCUGGAGGAGGCCCGUUCCUUAGGCUUGACUGGUUAUGACUUCUUCUGGAUUGUCCCCAGCUUGGUUAGCGGGAACAUGGAAAUUACUCCCAAAGAGUUCCCUGCGGGGCUGAUUUCGGUGUCCUAUGAUGAGUGGGACUACCGAUUGGAUGCCCGGGUACGCGAUGGCCUUGGGGUUAUUGCUACGGCUGCAACAGCCAUGUUGGAAAAGUAUUCAUUCAUCCCCGAGACGAAGACGAGUUGCUAUGGACAGCAGGAGAACGGCGACCGGCCAUCUCACAGGCUGCACAAGUUUAUGAUGAAUGUGACCUGGGAUGGCAAGGACUUAUCCUUCACCGAAGACGGCUACCAGGCGCACCCCAGACUGGUGGUCAUUGUGCUAAAUCAAACCCGGGCAUGGGAGAAGGUGGGGAAAUGGGAGAACAAAACGCUUCUGCAUAAGCAUUCGGUGUGGCCCAGGUUCAAUUCCUUCAAUGACAGCGAGCCGGACAACAACCACCUGAGCAUCGUCACCCUGGAAGAAGCCCCUUUUGUCAUCGUGGAGGACAUGGACCCUUUGACGGAGACGUGCGUGAAGAACACGGUGCCCUGCCGGAAGUUUGUCAUCAUUAACAACAUCACCAAGGAAGGAAAGAACGUGAAGAAAUGUUGCAAGGGCUUCUGCAUCGACAUCCUGAAGAAGCUCUCCAAAGCCAUCAAGUUCACCUAUGACCUCUACCUGGUGACCAAUGGCAAGCACGGGAAGAAGAUCAACAACGAGUGGAACGGAAUGAUUGGGGAAGUGGUCAAAAAGCAAGCCGUGAUGGCCGUGGGAUCCCUAACUAUCAACGGCGAGCGUUCAGAGGUGGUCGAUUUUUCUGUGCCCUUUGUGGAAACGGGCAUCAGCGUCAUGGUGUCUCGGAGUAACGGCACGGUGUCUCCAUCUGCUUUUUUAGAGCCCUUCAGCGCUUCGGUCUGGGUGAUGAUGUUUGUGAUGUUGCUUAUUGUAUCGGCCAUCGCCGUCUUUGUGUUUGAGUACUUCAGCCCCGUGGGCUACAACCGGAACUUGGCGCAAGGGAAAGAUCCGCACGGACCAUCCUUCACAAUCGGGAAAGCCGUGUGGCUGCUGUGGGGCCUGGUGUUUAACAACUCUGUGCCGGUUCAGAAUCCAAAAGGGACCACCAGCAAGAUCAUGGUGUCCGUCUGGGCUUUCUUUGCAGUCAUAUUCCUGGCAAGCUACACAGCCAACUUGGCCGCAUUUAUGAUCCAGGAGGAAUUUGUUGACCAGGUGACCGGCCUCAGUGAUAAGAAGUUUCAACAACCAUACGCCUAUUCACCUCCUUUUCGGUUUGGGACUGUCCCAAAUGGGAGCACGGAGAGAAAUAUCAGGAACAACUAUAAGGAGAUGCAUGCCUACAUGGUGAAAUACAACCAGAAAGGAGUGGAGGAUGCCUUGGUCAGUUUGAAAACUGGGAAGUUGGAUGCUUUCAUCUAUGAUGCAGCGGUGCUGAACUACAAGGCUGGUCGGGAUGAGGGGUGCAAGCUGGUGACGAUCGGCAGUGGGUACAUCUUUGCCACGACAGGCUACGGGAUUGCUCUCCAGAAGGGGUCGCCGUGGAAGAGGGCCAUCGAUCUUGCAUUGCUGCAGUUUGUCGGCGAUGGUGAAAUGGAGGAACUGGAAACUCUGUGGCUGACGGGCAUUUGCCACAACGAGAAGAACGAGGUCAUGAGCAGCCAGCUGGACAUUGACAACAUGGCAGGCGUUUUCUACAUGCUCGCUGCUGCCAUGGCCCUCAGUCUCAUCACGUUCAUCUGGGAGCACCUGUUUUAUUGGAAGCUGAGGUUCUGCUUCACUGGAGUUUGCUCUGACAGGCCAGGACUGCUUUAUUCCAUCAGCAGGGGUAUUUACAGCUGCAUUCAUGGGGUCCACAUAGAAGAAAAGAAGAAGUCUCCCGACUUCACACUGACGAGUUCUCAAACGAAUAUGUUGAAACUCCUGCGGUCGGCAAAGAACAUGACCAACAUCAACCCCUCCCGGAUAAACUCCCCCAAAAGAACAGCCGAUUUUAUCCACAGGGGGUCCUUGAUAAUGGACAUGAUGAUGGACAAGGGGAACCUGAUCUUCUCCGACAACAACAGGCCCUUUCCGCCGAAGGAGAACAUUUUCAGCGACAACAUAGGCGACCUACAGUCUUUCAUGGGCAACCGCCACAAGGACAGCCUCAACAACUACGUUUUCCAAGGGCAGCACCCACUCACGCUGAACGAAUCCAAUCCGAACACGGUGGAAGUCGCCGUUGCGGCAGAAGGCAAAGGGAAUUCGCGCCCGAGACAGCUGUGGAGGAAAUCGGUGGAAUCUUUGCGCCAAGAAUCUCUGCGGCAGGGCUCUCUCCAGCGAGAAAACGAUUCUGACGAGAACCGGCAGCAUUCGUUGAAAGGCCCAAGGUACCUCCCCGAAGAGAUCAUCCGCUCAGACGUUUCAGAUACCUCGAGCCGGGCCACCUGCCACAUGGAGCCCGAAAACAACAACAACAAGCACCACAAGUCAAAGGACAAUGUUAAGAAACGUCCUGUGGCGAAAUACCCAAAGGACUGUAGCGAUGUCGAGCUGACAUAUCUGAAAAACAAGUCUCUGCCUCGGGAUAAAAUUUACAUUAUAGAUGCAGAUAAAGAGCGUGGCUUUCACCUGGAUACGCCCCAGUAUAUCGAGAACAUUAUCCUUCCAGAGACAAUGGAGUUCUCCGACAUUUAUCAGGAUCACAACGACAACUACCGGAAGUCGGAGCAGAGUAACAGGACUCCUUUGCCGAACGAGGAAAGUCUUCCAAUCAACGACCAGUACAAGCUGUACCCGAAGCACUACGGCUCGAAAGAUAAGAACGCAACCUUCGGCGAAGCCAACGACCACUACAGGCAGAACGCUACCCACUGCAGGAGCUGCCUUUCCAGCCUGCCCAGCUACGCCGGGCACCAUUUGAGCCGCUCACCCUACAAGUGCGACGCCUGCGUGCGGAUGGGGAACCUGUACGACAUCGACGAAGACCAGAUGUUGCAGGACACUGGCAACUUGGCCCAGCGGGAGGAAGAGGUGUACCGGCACGACUGGGUCCAGAACAACAAAACCCAGCCCCCGAAGAAAAGCAAGCUGAGGAUCAGCCGGCAGCACUCUUUUGACAACCUCCUGGACAACAAGCCCAGGGAAGUGGACAUCGGGAGGCCGGCCCGGAGCAUCAGCCUAAAAGACAAAGAGAAAUUUCUGGAAGGCAGCCCUUAUGCAAACCUGUUUAGCGCCCCCCAAAGCAAACUCUUGAGCAGCAAGGCUCCGCUUUUCACGCGUACCUUGGACGACGGUAAGAGGAUCAAGUCCCUGUAUUCCGACCGUUCCGCGGAGAACCCUUUUCUGCACUCUUAUUACGACGACCAGCACUUGGUUCUGGGGCGGAGCCCCGCGGGCCUUUAUAAACACUCCUUGCCCACAAAAGCGAGAAAUGAUAGUUACUCAAGGUCGUCGAUAAAAUCGACCGCCUCGUACUGUUCCAGAGACGGCCGGGUCCACAACGACAUGUACAUUUCGGAGCAUGGGAUGCCUUAUGUUGCAAAUAAGAAUAGCGUGUACUCAGCUCCAAGAGUUUUAAAUUCCUGCAGCAAUAGACGCGUGUAUAAGAAGAUGCCUAGCAUUGAAUCAGAUGUUUAGCUUUUUCCAUUCACAUUUUUAUCUAGAGGGGAAAACAUAGUUGCCAGCAUCCGAGAGCCAAACGGGGUGUUCCUUAGCGGUCUUCCGGGAACUGAGGGGCUGCGAUGCCUUCCAUUGAUCGAAUUAGUGUGUUGAACCAAAAACAAAAAGAAAGAAAGAAAAGAGGGAGGAGGAAGAACGAUUGGGGAAACCCCCCCAUCACUCCAAGGGCAUAUCUAUACUACAAACAUAUAUUGUUUUAUUUUACUGCAGUGUCUUUCCCCAGAGCAUCCUGGGAAUCGCAGUUUGGUGAUAGUGCCUCAGAUCCCAAGGUCAUACCCCCACCAGACAUUUAAAGCACUAUUUUACCACUUUGAACAGGCAUGGCUCCCCCAAAAGAAUCCUAGGAACUGUAGUAUGUUAAGGGUGCUGCCCCCCUGGCAGAGCUACGAUUGUUCCCUGGGAAGAGGGAUUGACUGUUAAACCACUCUGGCGAUUGUAACUCUCUGAAGGGAUGAGGGACCUCCGAACAACUCACGGCGCCAAUAACAAACUAAAGUUCCCAUGAUCCUUGAGGGGUGACGCUUUGACUGUUCGAAUGGUAUUGUGGCGAUUUACCUACCGGUAUAUAGUGGGCAUGUGGCCCAUAUUAACAACCCACAGCUUUGUUUGGAAGGCUACCAUCCCCUAGGAAGAGGGAGCAACGAUCAAGCUCCCUUAGGGAUCAGUUCAAGCCCGGGCAGAAAUGGGCACCAUUUCUGGUCUGUUCAUUUUGGAAUCCUGCUGGGAUAUGUUGGCAACUAUGUUAUUUUUUUAUAUUAGGAUGGUUCUUUUCCCCCUUGUCCAUCAGACUUGAGUCCUUCUCGCACUUUCCACCUGGCGUAUUUAUGUCCUCCCAGACGUUUAUUUUUUAGUAGAGAAUAAGCAAUAUGGUAUGCAUGUACUUUGACACAGAACAAAGAAAAAAUUUUGUUAAGAAUGCAUUUGUACACUGACAAAGGUAAGACUUGUCAAAGAGAUUAGAGCUAGUCUUUUUUUUUAAAAAAAAGAAACGAACAAAAUGAAAAACUAU
Molecule: messenger RNA, 6206 nt
Organism: Zootoca vivipara (common lizard)
Lineage: Eukaryota; Metazoa; Chordata; Lepidosauria; Squamata; Lacertidae
Gene: GRIN2A
Product: glutamate ionotropic receptor NMDA type subunit 2A
Biological process (GO): monoatomic ion transport
Cellular component (GO): membrane
Molecular function (GO): ligand-gated monoatomic ion channel activity; signaling receptor activity
Source: RefSeq, a predicted model, not a curated record